GACAUUUGUUUGUUGUUUGGCCGGUUUCCUACGAAUUUAUUUCGCAAAUUGUUUAUAAACAAUGGAAGUGGAAGAUACUGAAACGUUUCAGCAGCAAGCUUUGGAAAUAACACCACCAGGCAAUGAUUUUGAUCCCACUAAGCAGCCACAAAGUGGUGAAGAGUAUUUAAUGCACAUGCUGUACGAACGUAAACAUUGCCCGGCUGUUGUUGUCAAGAGGCCCACAAAAUUGGAGAAAAGCGGCUCUAAAACAAAUUCGCUUAAUUUGGAAGGACAAGAGUUAAGCUGUGUUGAUGUUUUACCCGAUGGCAAUCUAUUGCCAACCAUUGAAUGGAAGAAUAUACAAUCUGGCAAUUUUAUAAGAACUCGCUCCAAGAUAAUGAUGUUGCGCCAGCACUUGGUGCAACACAAUUAUGACAACUCUUUGGAGCCACCCAUGAUAACGGAUGAAUUGGCCUGGCUGAAGUUCUGUCAACAACAUCAGCCUCUUUUAAGCGUAAUAUUACGUUUUAAUCAACGUACUUUGGAGCAAUUACUGGUAAUGCUUAGUGAUUGGCUAAAGGGAGAAGGAAAUGAUGACACGGACGCUGAAGGUUUGCCCAUAGCAGCUGCCUCUUCAUCCACCUCAGCGGCCGCCUCUUCUGUAACGGUUUUAGAUUUAGCUUGUAGUGACCAGUGGCUGGGCGAUUGGCUGUAUGGUGUCUUGGCUUGCCUUCAUUUGCCCUUGGAGCCCAAUGUUCAUAGUACUUUAAGGGACAUAGCUAGAUCUUGUAUGCAGUUGAGAAGUAGUCUCAAGUCUCAUGAAUAUGAAAAGGCCAUACCUUAUAAUUUAUUUAUAUAUCUUAUUGGUAAAAUAUUUGAUCAGCUAGAUUUACUAGAAUAUGUUUAAGAUAUUGUAGUACGUACAUACAUGUUAUUUUGUAAGGAAAUAAGUUAAUAAAUAGUAACAACACUGUUGAAAUUAUAAUAA
Calliphora vicina (urban bluebottle blowfly) is the source of this 970-nucleotide messenger RNA. RefSeq names its product Gemin 2 (gene Gem2). NCBI's taxonomy places the organism in Eukaryota, Metazoa, Arthropoda, Insecta, Diptera, Calliphoridae. The record is from RefSeq and is a predicted model, not a curated record. The transcript has 2 exons. Bases 62 to 889 code for a protein of 275 amino acids. Gene Ontology annotation, biological process: spliceosomal snRNP assembly; spliceosomal complex assembly. Gene Ontology annotation, cellular component: nucleus; spliceosomal complex; SMN complex.